GCGACUCGGUGGGGGAUUUGGUGGCGUUGCUUUUGCGCGGAUGGAGGGAGCAGCUGCUGAUCUCUGACACAUUCUCUUUUCCCCCCAAGCACCACUGCCAUAUUGUACCGGGACGUGUUUCAUGCCGAAAAAAAUAGUUAAAUGGGUCCAGUAACUGGAAUGACUCCAGAUAAGAACAUAGAAACUCCAGGAUCUGAGAAGGUUACAGGAUUAAUUCACAUUGACACUAUGGGUAGCCUUCCAGAAGAGGUUGGUGCAGCCAGGCCCAAGGCUUCAGCAGUAGACUGUGGGCCAGCAGAUGAAGAACUUACAAACUUGAACUGGCUUCAUGAGAGUACAAAUUUGCUUAACAACUUCAGUCUGGGAAGUGAAGGACUUGCACCAGGUGGUUCCUUGUAUGACAUUGAAGGUGACAACUCAUCAGGAUGUCAGAAUACCGACAAGUCAUCAACUUCUACAAAGCCUCCUUAUUCUUUCAGUCUUCUCAUAUAUAUGGCAAUUGAACACUCUCCCAAUAAAUGUCUGCCUGUCAAAGAGAUCUAUAGCUGGAUUCUUGAUAGAUUUCCCUAUUUUGCAACUGCUCCUACUGGUUGGAAGAACUCAGUCAGACACAAUCUUUCCCUAAACAAAUGUUUUCGAAAAGUUGAACGAAGUCAUGGAAAGGUGAAUGGAAAAGGUUCAUUAUGGUGUGUUGAUCCAGAAUAUAAACCUAAUCUUAUCCAAGCACUGAAGAAGCAGCCAUUUUCUGCAGCACUUACACUGUACACCCCUCCUGCCUCACCUACAGGUGCGUCAUCACCUCCGCAUUUCUUAAGUUCUAUGCUGAAACAGAACCAUGGAAGCUCGGCAAAAGAUUCUGACAUUGAUGCUGCCACUGCAAUGAUGCUCUUAAACAGCUCUAUCAAGCAAGAAGCAUUAGAUUGUGUUUGCUGCAACAUUAGAGAGAAUGUGAAGCUGGAGGUCAUUGACGGUCAGAAACCUCAGCCUCUCAAAGUGGUGUUGCCUAAGAAGCGCAGCUAUGCUAGUGCAUUCAAACACCAUGCUUCUCUAUCCCUUCAAGAAAAUGAUUCUGCAGUUAUUAACAUUGAUCCAAAGGAAGAUCACAACUAUAGUGCUAGUGGUACAGACUCCCAGCGAUGUGACUCCCGGUCCAGUGUGUCUUCCCUGUCCUCUGUCGAUGAGGUGUAUGAAUUCAUCCCAAAGAACAGCCGGGCAGGAAGUGAUGGCAGUGAAGGUUUCCACAGCGAGGAUGAUACAGAUAUUGACUGUGAAGACAACACGCUUGGAGAUAGUGGCUAUACAUCCCAGCCAUGUGAAGAUACCUCCAGCAAAGAUUUGCAAAUCAAAAAACAACGGAAAGAAGCAUGUCAAGAUAUUGAUGAUGAGCUAAAAGAAGCUGCUGGUUCCUUGCUCCAUCUGGCUGGCAUACGCACAUGCCUGGAUUCACUUUUAAAAACUGCUAAAGCCCAUUCCCAGAAGCAUAGAAAAUAGCGAAAUGGCCAGCCUACCCAAUUUGUUUUGUUUUCCCCCCAUCCUCUUCUCCAGCGUGGCAAUACUCUUCAACUAUGGUUCUUCAAGCAGGAGAUCAAAGCCAUAAAUAACUUGAGGCUUAUUUUUUGUAGCUAGUUCAGCCUAUUUUCCCUCCCUAAUAUUACUGCCUUAGGAAAAUUUACAGAAUUGUUUUCAUUGCAGCCUGGAAUCUACAAUAUGCUAAUGACCCUUAAUAAGAUGUUUGCCUCAUCCAAAUGUAAUCUUUUUAAGCAAAAUGAGGUUUUCAAUUGUAAUUUAACCCUGCAUGAAGGCUGCUUCCUUGCAUUACUAUUUUUUGCAAACCAAUGACAUAAAAUGGACUGCUGAAUGCACAUUUAUGCCAUAAUCCGAUAAAGUGAUAAAAAUAGCAGUGUUAGUGAUACAUUUGCCAACUAUUUAUAUUAAAAAAAAAAAAAAGAAAGAAAAAAAUAUAAUAUGGUGCAUAAUGCACAAAAGAAAUGUAAUAUUUGUAAACAAGUUAGUUUUUAUUUUAUCCCUUUCUUCCCAUAAUGUUUUAUUUUUCGUGCUUGGACUAUAAAAUGGUUUUAUUAUAAACACAACCAGCUACAGUCACUGCGAUCUUAUAAUCCUGUUACUGACCUUCAUGCAUAUAGGAAAAAGUGUGCUUGUGCUCCCUGAAAGGACACACAUUUGUGUAUUAUUUACUUAUAAACACAUCCCUGGCAUUUCAUAUAUUAUAUCAACUCAGGUCUGGUCUGUUGCUAUGCUAUACCUUUUGUGAAAUGUAGUGUAAAAUAAUUGCAUGUUAGUUAUAAUAUGGUUUUUAAUAGUGCAUACCAUUGAAAGAUUAAGAAAAAUUUAAACUUCAAAUCUUUAUUUUUAAAGUAAGCACUUAAAUAAGAUACGUUUUGAUUAAAAUGAAUAAUUGCUCCCCGAAAGAAGCAAACAUAAUGACGGCGCUUUACCUUUAAGAAUCUACAUAUGUCAAUGUCCUCUUAAGAGAGAACAGUAUAUUCCUUACCAACAAAGUUCAAAACUGUAAAAUAAAUGUGAUAAAACAUCUUUUUUUAGAUGUUAUCUAAUCUACAGGAUUUGUGAAAUUACAUUUAGCUACACACUGUAACCAAUCUGCUUGAUAAACAUAGGCACUUAGUACUGCAAUAUUUAUGCCGUAAGUAUAGGAAAGCCGUGAAUACUUUUGGAUCUAUAAUAUAUUUGCAUUUUGUAAUCUGAUUAUCUCACUUUUCAGGUAACUAAUUUUUCAGUCACUGCCGUAAAUUUAUUACAUUGGUUAUAGCUAGUUCUUUGUAUUUUUUUUAAUCCGUACUUUUAUUUUUCCUCUGCCAUGUUUGAUCCAGAACAAACUGUAUUUCAUAAAGUGUAAAUUCUCAUAUUCAGUAGUCUGUUGCAGCUAGGUUUAAAGGGACACUGAACCCAAAUGUUUUUUUUCUUUCGUGAUUCAGAUAGAGCAUGCAAUUUUAAGCAACUUUCUAAUUUACCCUUAUUAUCAAUUUUUCUUCAUUCUCUUGGUAUUUUUAUUUGAAAAGCAAGAAUGUAAGUUUAGAUGCCGGCACAUUUUUGGUUAACAACCUGGGUUGUUCUUGCUCAUUAGUGGAUAAAUUCACCCACCAUUAAACAAGUGCUGUCCAGGGUACUGAACCAAAAAUUGUCUGGCUCCUUAGCCUAGAUGCCUUCUUUAUCAAAUAAAGAUAGCAAGAGAAUGAAGAAAAAUUAAUAGGAGUUAAUUAGAAAGUUACUUAAAAUUGCAUUUUCUAUCUCAAUCACGAAAGAAAAAAUGUGGGUUCAGUGUCCCUUUAAAGGUUGUGGUGCCUUUUAGAUUGUAUGCAUUUGAUGUUUCGUAUAAGCAAACCUAAUCACAAAGUACCUCAAAUAAAUGCUUUUAGAAAUAGGAAGUAAUCUGCAUUCUGCUUGUUAGUGAAGCUGCAUGAGAAUUGUUACAUUAAUCACAUUUUAAUCUGCCCUGUGGAACAUAAACAUUUCCAUUUGCUGGUCCCUUGCAUAUAAGUGCGUUCUUAUAGCCUUAGUACAGCAUAUACUAAAAUGUAUGAAGUUUGGUUAUGAACGUUAGCUAUUUUUUCCCUUAGAUCUUCAUAUGUGUUUAUCUUAUAUCAUGUAACAUCAAUCGCUGUUUUGUGAGCAAACUCCCCCUUCCAUACUAAGCCUAUGCUUGGGAAAUAUCAUGUGCUUCCUGUUUUAUGUUACAUCUUAUGUAACUUUAGCACAGACAGUUCUUCUGUCUACCACUCCGUUUUUCUUUGCAUUUUUUUCAUACACAGUAUAAACAAAUUGAUAUUUUGUUCGGUGACUAAUAAUUUAGUGGGCAUGGAUUAAACUAUUUGGAUAGUUUAUAAUGUGUAUAAAACAUUCAUUCACGUAAAAAAUUGAGAGUGUACCCUAUUUUGAGUUAAGCAUUUGACUCCCUUACUAUUUGAGUGCCUGUUUAUCCUGAAAUUGAACUGUGAGCAGUUUACAGUCACAUUUGGUUGUAUUUUAUUUGUGUGUGUUUAUGCAGUUAUUCUCUCAAAUUACUAUCACUGGGAUGUGUGUCUUAAAAGAAGCGCCACUAUUGAAGUAGAAGCUAAUGAUAUAAACUGAAGAAGGAAGCUACUGUUAUUUCUAUUCACUUUCUUUAAACAUUGCAUUCUGGUAGGCUGGCUCCCACUGACGCUGUAGUUUGCCCCUUAAACCGACAGUAAAGACAAAAUUAAACUUUUAUGAUUCAGAUAGAUUAUGCAGUUUUUAACAACUUUCUAUUUGCCUUUUAUAAUCAAAAUCACUUUGUUUGUUUGGUAUCCUUUGUGAAAUAGUAAACCUAAGUAGGGUCUUAGGAGCUCAGGAGCGUGCAAGUGUCUUUAGCAGUCUAUGGGAGCAGCGUUUGUAGCACUGUUACACUGCUGUCAUAGAUACCAAAAGAACCAAGCUAAUUUGAUAAUAGAAGUAAAUUUGGAAAGUUGUUUAAAAUUGCAUGCUACAGCAAGUUAAUUUAUACACACAGAUUCAUUUUCAGACUUAUUUUGUUAUACUGUUUUAUGAAUAUGUAUCAUAAAAUGCAAAGCCAUCAUUUUAAGUAAAGCUACACAGCAAAACUUUCCUUAUACCAGCUGUGUAAAAAUGAUAUCUUUACUAAUAAAUGUUUGUUGCCUUACUUAAAGGUUACUACAUGAUGCUAGUCUCUGAUGUUUGCAGAUAUGCCAUUUCCCUUCUUUGUGCCUAUGGUAGGUCUGAAUUCUUAAAGGGCCAUUAUAGUUUUAAAUUGCAUGCUCUAACCCUUUUGCGGGAGUUAAACACAUAGCAUUACGGUGUCACUAGUGUUAAAAUGACAUGCUAGAGCAGAGUAGAGCAUGUCAUUUUAAUACUGUAAUGGCCUUUAAAAUAAAAAGUGGAUUCAUACUACUGGAAUGCAACUAAUGUAAUUCUUAAUACCUAUGUCCUGGUGGUGGCAGCGUCUUUUUUUUUUAUUUUUUUUUUAUUUUUUUAUUAGGUGCUUCUAAUAGAUUUGCCCUAUUUUGAUAUUUACCUUUGCUUCAUUCUCAGAAUGUUCUCCUCUUUCUUCUAAAUCUUUUACAACUGCACAUACUAGUCACACAAUCAACUGAUCUGUUGAUUGGCCGAUCUGCACACAUUAUUUUCUAGAGGAGGCACAGAUACAAGUUUUCUUUGGUGCAUAACCCUUUUAAAAGGGUUAACACAUAGGCAGAAGAGGAUAUUUAAAACCAUUAUAAUAAACCACUCCAAUGUAAUGGAGCACUUUAAUUUGUUUGGUUAUGAUGGGGGGGUUUAAGCCAUAUUUCCUGUCAUUUUAAAUUUAAAGAAUAUUUUAAUUCCCUCUUGGAUGAGACAUUGUUUACUUCCUUACCAAUUCCUUUAUUGUUCCCUCAUAAUCUCUCUCCUGACCACACCAUCCUCUCCGUACAUACCCUCCUCUUAUUCCGCUAAUGAAGAUUUACUUUGAUGAAGCACUCAGUGCUAGAGAAGUUCUUUAACGCAAUCUUAGUUUGGAGUUAGCCUUUGUAGACUACCAAUAAAUGCAUUAACAAGUUAUAAUUAUUUCCAGAAGUACCAGUAUCUAAGAAUA
Messenger RNA from Bombina bombina (fire-bellied toad), 5587 nucleotides. RefSeq names its product forkhead box N2 (gene FOXN2). Gene Ontology annotation, cellular component: nucleus. Gene Ontology annotation, molecular function: DNA-binding transcription factor activity; cis-regulatory region sequence-specific DNA binding. The transcript is spliced from 7 exons. Gene Ontology annotation, biological process: regulation of DNA-templated transcription. The coding region runs from base 142 to 1491 and encodes 449 amino acids. The record is from RefSeq and is a predicted model, not a curated record. NCBI's taxonomy places the organism in Eukaryota, Metazoa, Chordata, Amphibia, Anura, Bombinatoridae.